GAAAUACCACAAGAUGAAAUUGAACUAGGAGCUAAUGAUAAAAUUAUCCAAGCAUUUCAUUUUACUAAGGAACCGUUACGCGCGCAUGGAAUUCCAUUUAAAUUUGUUCUUAAAACUGGUGAACCCUUCUCUGUGACAAAAUCGCGCCUUCAAUUACGCAUAGGAAUGAACGAAAAAGAUUUCAUUAAAGUGAAAGUUGCAAUUAUUCAUGUGGCAUCAUAUGCAAAGCCUCAAUAUAUAGAAGAUAAUAAUAUUAUUCUAUCAGAUUAUGGAUUAACAAAUGAGCUCUUAGGUCUUGAUCAUGUGGAUAAAACGGGACGUGCAGGAAGAGUAG
This is a messenger RNA of Racocetra fulgida, 334 nucleotides long. NCBI's taxonomy places the organism in Eukaryota, Fungi, Glomeromycota, Glomeromycetes, Diversisporales, Gigasporaceae. The record is from the annotation of a GenBank genome assembly.